AUGUUGACCCGUUUUAUUUGUCUCUUCGCUCUGCUAGCCGCAGUAACUGCCACCAGCCACGGGUGGCCAGAGCCUUGGCCGUCGCACUGGCGCGACCCGAGCAGCGAUGGUUCCCCUUUCCAGCAGGUUCCCAUUUCGGUCGAGGACGGUGACGCGGAGCGAGGCUGCCGGCUAAGCAACAUUACCUCGAACGAGAUGGCAAAGGGCAGGACCAUUGUGGAUUUCCCCUUGAGGGCCGUGGGCAGCCUCGAGGAGCCAAAGCUUCAACCGCUCAACUCUUCGGGUGGCGAGCAGUGGGAGUUUGACGGAGUUUCCGAAGACGGGAUGCAGUCGUUCAUUUUUGGAUUUUACCGAGACCCCAACUACGCCAUCCUCGGGACUGGGAACCUGCGCUUGUCGAUCGAGUUUGCAUUUGCGGACCGCACACGCUUUGCCGAGGUGUAUUACGCCGAGCGGUCCGUCGUCGAGACGUGCUCGCUGGGGACCCGCGGUCUUUGGAUUGACGAGAAAAACGGGUGGCGUUUCUCCUUCCUUGUCGACGCAGCCAUGCAGGAGGCUAUCAUAACCCUGGAUUCGGAUACUCUCAAGGGCAGGGUCACUAUGAAGUCGCGGUCCAAGCCCCUCGCCGCAGAUGGGACGACCUGGCCGGCCGAAAACGCAUCUACGGUCACCAUUCCGUACUAUCACUGGUCGCAACCUAUCCCGGCAGGGACGGUAGAGACGGACGUGGAGAUCAAGGGCAAAGUCACUCGGUGGAAGGGCAUGGGAGGCCACGAGCGGUUCUGGUCUGCCUUCAGUUGGUUCACCUGCAUGAGAAGCCUCCAAGCCGUACGGGCCAUGCUGGGCCCUUACGUGCUGAGCUACUUCUCCUUUACUUCCAACCUCGUCCCGGACCUCACUCACCAGUCGGUCGUCUUGUUCCACGACGGGGCUCCAAUCUUUCAAAGCACGGUCGGGACGCCGUCCGAGACGCAAGACUACGCCCUCGUCACCAAGACGUACGGCGGGGCCGUCACGGGCACCCUGAAGGACAAGGUCACCGGCUUCCAGCUGGAGCUCGUGUCGCCAUCCCGGAUGCGCCACUACACCUUUUUCGCCGAGCACCGCAGCGUUGGGUUCGAGUACAUCCUCGGCGAGGGCGUCGGCGGCAGCGGCUUCUCUGCUCAGUCGAGGGGGGGACACGUCGGGUUGGACCAGUACGAUGGAAUCGCGCUUACCGAGGCCUUGACUUUUCCCAAGAACUCGCCGCUUUUUAGGAGCAACUAUGUAGAUUAG
Molecule: messenger RNA, 1275 nt
Organism: Pyricularia pennisetigena
Lineage: Eukaryota; Fungi; Ascomycota; Sordariomycetes; Magnaporthales; Pyriculariaceae
Exons: 2
Coding region: 1-1275 (424 amino acids)
Source: RefSeq, a predicted model, not a curated record